Messenger RNA from Protopolystoma xenopodis, 186 nucleotides. The record is from the annotation of a GenBank genome assembly. Lineage: Eukaryota; Metazoa; Platyhelminthes; Monogenea; Polystomatidea; Polystomatidae.
UCUAUUUGCUUCCCAUCUCUCUAUCUCGUCAACGCUCAGCUCAUCGUCGAACUGCCCGUUACCUCUCUGCUGCCUAUCCAGAACGAGUCAACCGGUUCGGACGGCAUCUGCUGGACCUCCACUGAUCCGGGUCUGGCACAGGUCGAAGGAAAUCUGAACAGAAUUCGGAAACUGGACGCUGCAUAA